This is a messenger RNA of Paramecium octaurelia, 1601 nucleotides long. Lineage: Eukaryota; Ciliophora; Oligohymenophorea; Peniculida; Parameciidae. The record is from the annotation of a GenBank genome assembly.
UAGAAUGCUUGCUUUUUAUGAAUUCACUUAUAAGCCUUUGCAUUUAUUUUACAUACCUCCUUAAAUCUAGAAUUUAAGAAUGAAAAAAUUGAUAUUAAAAGAUUGCGCAAUUACAAAAGAAGGUCUAUUCGACUCAUUAAUCAAAUUAACAAAGAAUUAUGGCCUAUCAUUAAACAAAGGAAGAACAGUUUGGAAUGGUUUGGCUUAAUCUAAAAAUUUUUCUAGAAAUGGCAAGUUACAAUUAAUUUAGACUAAUCUUUAUAAUGAACCCAUCAUUAAAUUUAUUUUUGCGAGAAAAACAUGCAGAGGGUGUAACUCUUUGAGUAUCUUCAAAACUCAACAUCAACUCAAUUGGGGAAUUAGGGAAACUAGCCUACUGAGCUGUGUAUUUGAAUUUUAAUGGAAUAAUAGAAAUGAAAUGGCCUUGUUUUAAAGAUAUUAUCCAUUAGAAUAACAAAUUUACACAAAGGUGAAAUAGUUUGUGAAAUUGCCCAUAAAAUAUCCUUCGUUUGUUAUCCAUUUACGUGUUUUCCAUGGAAAAUAAUUAUUUUAAUAUUUAUUAAUUGAUCAAUUUAUAAUCACUAUUAUAAUGUAAUAAUUAAGUAAAGAGCUGAAUGCUUUGAUAAGUAAGGCCAUUCAAUUCAACACUAAGUUAGAUCCUUUUACAACAAAUGAACUCUUUCUAAAGUGGAAAAGCAUUAGCAAUGGUGAGAUUGAUAACAUAAACUAAUUUAUAAAUAUCGGAAUUGAUAUAGUGAAAUUGUAAAAUAGGUACUCCAGAAACAUAAAAAAAUCUUAUUCUUUGCUAAAUGAAUACAUAUAAAAGUAUUCAAAAGAUCUUCAGAAUCCAACUUGUGGGAAUUACUUAAGUUUAGCAAGGACAACUCAUCUUAAUGAUCAAUUGAGUCUCUAACUCAUUUAUAAUCAAAUAAAGGUUGAUUCUGGAGUAGAAUUCUCUAUUUUAAAAUAUUGUGCUGAUUUACAAUGUAAUGACAUGGAACUUGUAUCCUAAUUAAUUGAUAAUUUGCAUUAUAAAGUAGAUGCUUAGUUAUUGAAUCAAUACCUGUAUUGUUUGUUUGUGCUAUUCCCUCAUGAUCAAAGUUCAUUAUUAAUCAAUUUGAUUAAGGACAAGAAUGUGUCAGAAAUAACUCCAUCUAAUUUCUUGUUAAUGUCUGAGCUAUACCAAAAUAAGAAUAUUCCCAUCCCUGAGAGUUGGAAGAUAGGAGAUUAAGAUUCUAUAUUAUAAAAGAAUAAGCAAUCACAUUUGCAGAAGGAAGUAUAGUUGUUGUUGAAUGUGGUUAAUUUGCCUUUUGAACAGGAGAAAUUGAUUGAUGACCUCUAUUAAAUAGAUUUUUUCUUGCCGCAAUAUAAUCAGAUCUUAGAAGUAAAUGGACCUCAGCACUAUGUAUUUGAUAUAGAAUAAAAUAAUUGUACUAAAAUUAAAUAUGCUAUUAGCAAAGAUAUUUACUGGAAAACACUAUUAUAAAUAAAUGUGUCUGUCAGCCUUGGGAUAUGAUGUGAGAAAUUUGUGUUUCUUAGAUUUUUACAAGGCAAGGGGAGUGACAGCCAAAUUAAUAUACUUGAAGUCUAUAUUAGAGUGA